CUAUGCACUCACUCUCAUCUCAUCUCCAAAAUCGAAAGGUACGUAAUCUCUCUCUCUCUCUCUCUGAAUCGCUCCUAUAAAUACCAAAUCUGCCAAAUGGCAGCUGCCGCUUCCUUACACCGCCUCUUUCGCCUUCGAUUCAUCGCCAAUCCUCAACCUUUCCUAUCACCUCAUCUAAUCCCAUUCUCUUUCUCACUCACCCCCAAAACCAAGAAAUCGAUUCGAUUCCGAUUCUUCUCAAUGGCUGCGGAACCCAAGGAGUCACCUUCUAACAACCCCGGCCUCCAUACAACUCCAGACCAAGCUACUAAGGGUUACUUCAUGCAACAAACUAUGUUUAGAAUCAAAGACCCCAAAGUGAGCCUUGAUUUUUAUUCUCGCGUCUUGGGCAUGUCUUUACUUAAGAGGUUGGAUUUUCCAGAGAUGAAGUUCAGCCUGUACUUCAUGGGCUAUGAGGAUACAGCUGAAGCUCCAAGUAAUCCAGUUGAUAGAACAGUUUGGACCUUCGCUCAGAAGGCUACCAUUGAACUGACACAUAAUUGGGGUACUGAAAGUGAUCCAGAGUUCAAAGGGUACCACAAUGGCAAUUCUGAACCUCGUGGCUUUGGACACAUUGGCAUAACUGUUGAUGACACCUACAAGGCAUGUGAAAGAUUUCAGAAUCUGGGAGUUGAGUUUGUUAAGAAACCAGAUGAUGGGAAAAUGAAAGGUAUAGCAUUUAUUAAGGAUCCUGAUGGAUACUGGAUUGAAAUCUUUGAUCGCAAAACAAUAGGAAAUGUAACAGAAACUGCUGCUUAAAUAAACACCUUCAGGCCCGGAUCUUGUGUUAUACAUUUUCGUCUCUGCAGAUUUAAUUGGGUCUUUGCUCCUGUGUAAAAUUAACUAGUUGCUUUUUAAGUAUCUAGCACUCUUGAAGCUUCCUGUGACGAAUGAAUAAUUUGUAGUCAAACCAGAAUACCAAUAAUUUUGUUGUGUAUCUUAUGUGUAUAUUUUUUAAUUUGGAAUUCGAAAUGCCUCAUAGUUUCUAUUGUACAAGCCAAGAUUGGAACUAGUGACUGCACAUUACACUUGCAAGGGGACGUAGCUUCUUUACAGCAGAGUUAACAACUGAUGGUAUAUCUGCUAGGGUCCACCAACGCUCGCAUAAGUAAGAUUCCAAGAAAGUGAAGUCCUGCAUGUCAUCAUCUUGUAUAGUGCAUAGGUGCGGGGCAUUCGCUACUUUGUGACUUAUGUCAGCCCCUGGAUAGGCGCUAAUGGGCCCUUCCGGAUAGCCUCUGAUUAGGUCAUUGGAAAUAUUCCCAAGGGUAAUAUUCCAGAAUUAGUCCCUUUGCGUGGGCUGGGCUUAGAUUUGGGUAGAUUAUCUGGGUCUAGGUCUUUGACAUAGCCUUUCGUGGUGUAUAGGCCUAAAGCCUGAAUUGGGUUCAAAAAUGAUGUCCUUCCCAUAGUUCGUGAAAGUUGAAAGGUUGUUCGAGAUGUCAGGGUCACUUUGCUUGAGUUGGUUGCAUAUCUUCACAAAACGAGACCUUUUGUGACACAUCGUUUCUUUCAGUCUUGCUCCUAAAGCCCUACUGACAUUCAAUCGUGCAAUUUUGGGAGGCAUAGAAUGACCAGAAUAAUUGUGCUAGCCAAGAUCCAAACUAAUGAUUGGACUCUAUCCUUGCAGAACCGGGUGCUGGUAUGUAGAGGGAGUAGUUAUCUACAAAAGUAGUUUAAUUCUUUUUUUUUUAGGCCAUUAAAGUACUUUAGUUCUUGAGUUAGUAGAGGCUUCAGCAAAGUAACAAUAUAUGAGAGUGGUGUCGAUACUAGAAGUCGUGCACGACAUAGGCACGAGUUAUGAUUACGCGAUCCAUGUUAAUUCCUCUGGUUAGCGCCGACGUCCUUUUUUGGUUUUGGAUCACGAGGGAUUGAUUGGGGUAGGGGAGUAGGAUGGUGGGAAUUUGUUACGUCACAGCGAUAUAUCUUGUUUUCUCUUAUUAAUGAGCUAUUACUUGAAGGACCAUGAUCUGAGAAUCAUAGGAUGGAAAUAUUUUAGAAUCAGGCCUUUUGCGCAGGUACGGCUGAGAUUCGGGUAUCUUUUUUAUGGCGUUUGGGUCUUAACCCCAUAUUGGGUCCAGAGCAUC
This is a messenger RNA of Abrus precatorius (Indian licorice), 2120 nucleotides long. RefSeq names its product lactoylglutathione lyase. The coding region runs from base 97 to 798 and encodes 233 amino acids. The transcript has 9 exons. Gene Ontology annotation, molecular function: metal ion binding; lactoylglutathione lyase activity. The record is from RefSeq and is a predicted model, not a curated record. Lineage: Eukaryota; Viridiplantae; Streptophyta; Magnoliopsida; Fabales; Fabaceae.